This is a messenger RNA of Macroventuria anomochaeta, 819 nucleotides long. Its product is annotated as NPP1-domain-containing protein. The transcript is spliced from 3 exons. The record is from RefSeq and is a predicted model, not a curated record. Lineage: Eukaryota; Fungi; Ascomycota; Dothideomycetes; Pleosporales; Didymellaceae. Bases 1 to 723 code for a protein of 240 amino acids.
AUGCUUUUCAACCUCGAAUCACUGGCUGUUCAGCUGCUCGCAGCUGCGACGUGCGUUUCUGCCUUGCCCACUGGUCUUGAGAAGCGAGCAGUCAUCAACCACGAUGCAGUCGUUGGCUUCGCUGAGACUGUCCCUUCUGGCACAGUAGGGACAUUGAUGUUGAAGUACAAGCCGUACCUCAAGGUCUUCAACGGCUGUGUUCCGUUCCCUGCCGUCGACGCUGCAGGAAACACUGGGUACGGCGGUCUUGCAAACACUGGUGGCUCGAACAGUGGAUGCUCUUCGUCCACCGGCCAGGUCUACACUCGUGCAGGUACUUACAACGACAAGUACGGCAUCAUGUACAGCUGGUACAUGCCUAAGGACUCCCCUUCUACUGGUCUCGGCCACCGCCACGACUGGGAGAACAUCGUUGUCUGGCUUUCCGCUGAGUCCACUUCUGCUACUGUCACUGGCGUCGCCAUUUCUGCCCACGGUGACUACCAGAAGGAGGCUUCCCCGCCGUUCCAGGGCACCAGCCCGAAGAUCGGGUACAUCAGCUACUACCCAGUCAAUCAUCAGCUGAUUGCAACGGAUGACUUAGGUGGGCAGCAGCCGCUCAUUGCGUGGGAGAGCAUGACUGCAGCGGCGAGAACGGCUAUUGAGAACACCGACUUCGGCUCUGCGACACCCAGCUUCAGGGACAGCAACUUCCAAAGCUACCUUGCGGAUGCCUACUUCUGAACAGGAGGUUUCAAAGACCGAUCAAAUAUUUGAAAGAGCAACGCCGACAUGUCAACUGCAGAGCUACGAGACCAUGAACAUUGAACAUUGUUACUC